This is a messenger RNA of Polypterus senegalus (gray bichir), 4114 nucleotides long. RefSeq names its product ligase I, DNA, ATP-dependent (gene lig1). Gene Ontology annotation, biological process: lagging strand elongation; DNA recombination; Okazaki fragment processing involved in mitotic DNA replication. NCBI's taxonomy places the organism in Eukaryota, Metazoa, Chordata, Cladistia, Polypteriformes, Polypteridae. Gene Ontology annotation, cellular component: mitochondrion; nucleus. The coding region runs from base 187 to 3453 and encodes 1088 amino acids. Gene Ontology annotation, molecular function: DNA ligase (ATP) activity; DNA binding; ATP binding. The record is from RefSeq and is a predicted model, not a curated record. The transcript is spliced from 26 exons.
CGUAAUUUUGGCGCGGAAGUUUGGAGACGACGUCGGCGGGUUCGAGGGGGCUGCCGCAGUUAGGAGAUUCGUGGAAGAUUUGAGAUCGCAGGAUUUCAUCUAGUUGGCUACGUGCUCAGCCAUUUUAUAUAAUUAUUAUUUCGUAAGCGUAUUGCCAAGGAGGCCAGAAGAGCAGAAGUUUUGAAGAUGCAGCGGAGUAUAGCGUCAUUUUUCCAGCCGAUGAAAGGAAAGGAGAAGAAAGAAGAAAAGCCAACAAAAGAAGAGAAGCCAGCAGAAAAGAAACAGAUAAUCAAAUCCCCACUUAAACCUCAAAAUGGAAUAACUGACUCCGAGUCCCCAGUGAAAAGGAGUGUGAAGAAGUGUCGAGCAAUCAUAGACAGCGAUGAUGAUGAGCCGACCGUUGAGGAGCCAUCUCGGGCAAAGAAAGAACCACGGGAGACAUCACCUGAUGCAGAAGAGAACCAGGAUCCACCACUUUCAUCACCUCCACAAGUAAAGACAACUGUGAACUCCUCCGUUUCUCCGGGAGAGAGAGCCUCGGAUUCUGACGCUGUAAUCUCGCCAUCUGGCAUUCCCAAGCGCAGGACAGCACGGAAGCAGUUCCCCAAAAGGAAGCUCCACUCCACUGAAGAGAGUAGUGUGCCUGAUGGGAAUGAUGCCAAGAAAGCCCGCUAUGAUGAAAAGAGGGAAGAGCAUGAAAAUGAGGAAGAAGAAAAUAUGGAAGUGGAUGAGUUGCCCGCAGAGCAAGAGAAAGGCGGCAAGGACGACGUUACUGAAAAUAAAGAUCACUCAGAACAAUCAACGGAGGAAUGUACCAGAGAAGGAAAGAGGGAAGUCGAACAAACACGUGAAUGUGAAGACAGCAGAGAAAGUGAUCCAGAAGUGAGAAACGCAGAGAGCGAAAAGGAACAAAGUGAUGCAGAAGAAACUCCAACAAAAACAGCCGAGAUCAAAGAUGACACAAUGCCUAAUGUGGAAUCAGACGCUGCAGAUAAAGAGGAAUCGCGCAAAAAUAUGAAGACUGGAAGCUCUCCUAAACAGGUGGAGAAAACUAAAGGGUCACCUGAAAGCAAAGCACAAAAGGGCAAAGGUGACGGGUCAGGAAAACGUAAAUCAAAAGGAGACAAAGAAGACGGAUCUCCCAAACAAGAAAAGAGAGACAAAAAAUCCCCAAAACAGGAAGCCAAAAAAGUGAAAGUUGAAUCCUCCCCAUCUCAGGUGGAAAAAAAGCAUAAACAGGAGGAUGCUGGGAAAAGCGCCAAGCAAUCAGAUACAGCAGAGGAGUCUGAAAAGACACAAGUGACAAAGGCCAAGCCCAUUAGCAGCUUCUUUGCUCCCCGGAAAGCUGCCGUCAAAUUAGAGAAGCCUGCGGCAGAGAAAUCUGUAAAUCCUCUCUCUUCUCCCGAAGAGUCUGGUACAAAAGAAACAAAGCAAUCGAGCUUUUUUGGAUCUUCUGUGAAGACGGACGCUGCCAAGGAAACAUCUUCAGACUACAACCCAUCAAAGUCGCACUAUCAUCCAGUUGAUGAUGCCAUCUGGAGCCAUGGACAAAGGGUUCCAUAUUUGGCUGUAGCUCGAACGUUUGAAAAAAUUGAAGAGGAGUCUGCAAGACUGAGGAUCAUUGAGAUUCUCAGCAAUCUCUUCCGCUCAAUCAUUGUGCUCACUCCUCAAGACCUCCUUCCAUCUCUGUAUCUUUGCCUAAACCGACUUGGCCCGUCAUUUCUGGGAUUAGAGUUGGGUGUCGGAGAAACUGUGCUGAUGAAAGCGGUCGCUCAAGCCACAGGUCGCCAGCUAGACAAGAUCAAAGCAGAAGCCCAGGAGAAGGGAGAUCUGGGCCUGGUGGCAGAGAGCUCUCGCAGCAACCAGCGCAUGAUGUUCACGCCUCCCAACCUCACUGUUGUUGGAGUUUUUAAUAAGCUGACGGAUAUUGCCAAAAUGACCGGAAAUGCUUCCAUGAAUAAGAAGAUUGAUAUCAUCAAAGGACUGUUUGUGGCUUGCCGAUUCUCUGAGGCCCGUUAUAUUGUAAGGUCACUUGGUGGAAAGCUUCGAAUUGGAUUGGCAGAACAGUCUGUGCUGGCAGCUUUGGCACAAGCCGUGUGUCUGACUCCACCAGGGCAAGAAUUCCCACCCAAAAUUGUCGAUGCAGGCAAGGGACAGUCUUCUGAGUCACGCAAGGCCUGGAUUGAAGAGAAGGCCCUCAUUCUGAAGCAGACCUACUGUGAGCUCCCUAAUUAUGAUGCCAUCAUUCCUGUCAUAUUGGAAGAGGGCAUUGAUGAGCUUCCCAAACGCUGCAAGCUAACCCCAGGGGUGCCCUUAAAGCCAAUGUUGGCCCACCCUACACGUGGAAUCGGUGAGGUGAUGAAGAGGUUUGAUGAGGCUGCUUUUACUUGUGAAUAUAAAUAUGAUGGAGAAAGAGCUCAGAUUCAUAUUUUGGAGAAUGGAGAGAUUCAUAUUUAUAGUCGCAACCAAGAAAACAACACCAGCAAAUAUCCUGACAUCAUCUCUAGGAUACCCAAGGUGAAAAAGGCAGAUGUGGUGUCUUGCAUUAUUGACGCUGAGGCAGUGGCUUGGGAUCAGGAAAAGAAACAAAUCCAGCCAUUCCAAGUACUAACCACUCGUAAGAGAAAGGAUGUUGACGCAUCUGAGAUCAAAGUUCAAGUGUGUGUUUAUGCUUUCGAUCUUCUGUAUCUCAAUGGAGAGUCUUUGGUUCGCCAGCCUCUGUCCAAAAGACGUCAACUGCUUAAAGAAAGCUUCAUUGAGAAGGAGGGAGAGUUUGUGUUUGCCUGCUCCAUUGACUCUGACAACACUGAUGUCAUCGCUGAAUUCCUGGAGCAGUCUAUCAAAGAUUCCUGUGAAGGGCUAAUGGUGAAAACCCUGGAAAAAGAUGCCACCUAUGAAAUUGCCAAAAGAUCACACAACUGGCUGAAGCUGAAAAAAGACUAUUUAGAAGGAGUCGGAGACACUUUGGAUUUGGUCGUGAUUGGAGCAUUUUUGGGAAAGGGCAAAAGGACUGGGACCUACGGGGGCUUCCUUUUGGCUUGUUAUGAUGAAGAGAAUGAAGAGUAUCAGUCCAUUUGUAAGAUUGGGACAGGAUUUAAGGAUGAAGAUCUGGAGCAGCAUUUCAACUUCUUCAAGGAGCAUACAUUGCCUAAAUCCCGGCCAUACUAUCGCGUGGAUCAGUCAACUGAACCAGAUGUGUGGCUGGAUGCCGUUCAAGUGUGGGAAGUCAAGUGUGCCGACCUCUCCUUGUCGCCAGUUCACAAAGCAGCCAUGGGCCUGGUUGACCCAGAUAAAGGCAUUUCUCUCCGUUUUCCCCGAUUUCUGAGGAUUCGAGAUGACAAGAAACCAGAAGAGGGUACUUCUGGAUCACAGGUGGCAGAUUUGUAUAGAAAACAGCAGCAGAUUCAGAACCAGGGUGCUUCUGAAAAUGCAGAACUGGAGGACUAUUACUGAAAUGUCCUUACCUCGUGUGCGUACCAAGCUGUGAAGGGAGCCUUUGCCGAAAUGUGUCCUUAUGUAAAGAUUUUGACUGUUAAUGCAUUCCUGUCGUGGCUUUGGAUGGCGGAUGCUGUUGCUGUUUUUGCUUUUUGUUCUUCGCGUCUCACCUGUCCCAUCAGAUCUGACCAUUCCUCAAUGGAUAGUGACGACCUUAAGGUAUUCUUACUUGUCUUGUCUUGUUAAUUGUAAAUACUUCCAUUUCCUCACACACAACUGCCGGUGGUGUUCCUGUACUUGCUGCAGACAGACGUUAUUUUUACAUACAAGUCUGCGUCUUUCCUUUGCAAAGCUCCGACUCCUCAACUUGUAUGGUCAGCUCAACAAAUGCAGCCUUACUCAGAUGGUUAGAUAUAUAAGGACUGCACCGUACUUGUUUAUUUUUUGAAUUAUCUGUAUGUUAUUAUUGAAUUGUUUGCUGACAGAUACAUUGAGAUUCAUUGUGUCUCGAUGCUAAAGGGCGCGUCUUACAAUGGUACAAUACAAAACAAGAUGUCCUCCAGAACACGAUAAUUGUUGUCUUUCAUCCAUCAAUUUAUUUCCGACACUUCAUUGUAAAUUAAACUCUUAGUUGUUUUGUACUAAAAGUCAUAAUAAACCUAAAGCUUUGAGCAGCAAA